AUGAGUUUAAACAUCCAAUUGAUAACUGUCUCAAUACUGAUACUUCAGCGACAGUUAAGCCAUAAUCAGCUCAACAAAAGAAACUCGUGGUAUGAUAGCUACGAUUACAUUGUGGUGGGCGCCGGAUCUGCCGGCGCUGUAGUAGCCAACAGACUAACCGAAAACCCAAACAUCAAUGUAUUGCUUCUGGAGGCCGGGGGUCCGCAAACCCUGACCACUGAUAUACCGGUGACAUGGAUAGGCCUAUUGGGUAGUGACAUAGACUGGGGCUACCAGACAGUCCCUCAACAAAACUACGCAAUGGCUAACAAUGGACGGGUACCCCUCAGCAGAGGUCGGGUAAUAGGCGGCUCGUCCUCUAUAAACGCUAUGAUAUAUAACAGAGGAAACCGUAGGAGUUAUGACGACUGGGCCUACACUUACGGCGCUAAGGGAUGGAGUUUUGAUGAAGUGUUGCCUUAUUUCAUGAAAUCUGAAAAUAACAGUGAUAUGCGAGUGGUCAGCAAAAACCCUGGUUAUCACGGAACGAAAGGACCGGUAGGCAUAUCAUCGGAUCUAAACCCACAGCCGAUAUUUCAGUUGUAUUUAAAAGCAAUGAAUGAACUCGGAUUUGAAACCAUUGACGUGAACGGACCCAAACAGGUGGGGACAACCAUCAUACAGAACUUCAUUGAUAGUAAUACGGGUUUGCGGUCGAGUACUGGAAACGCAUACAUCGACCCCAACCCACACCCAAAUAAUUUACACAUUUUGACCAAUGCUUUUGUCACCAAAAUAUUAUUCUAUGAUAAUCCGUAUAAUCUGAGAGCAACUGGCGUUCAAUUCGACAAAAAUAGCAAAACAUAUCAAGUAAUGGCUAAAAAGGAAAUCAUUAUAAGUGGAGGGACUAUUAAUUCACCACAACUUCUAAUGCUGUCCGGAAUUGGACCAAAAGACCAUUUAAAUCAAUUCGGUAUACCAUUAAAAGCUGACCUCCCAGUGGGCGACCACCUCCAAGACCACCCAUAUGUCGGCCCCAUUACUCCAAUCAUCAGGAAUAAUGUUCCCAUCAAUCCGAUGCCUGAGCUGUCUAUCACCCAAUUAGACCAGUUACUAACUAACAGAUCUGGACCCCUAUCCCGUUUUACAGCCCAUUUCACAUAUCAUAAUACAAAAUCCAAUCCCACUAAAGACUGGCCUAAUAUUUUUGUGGGCACCGGCAUGACUAAU
Messenger RNA from Oppiella nova, 1209 nucleotides. The record is from the annotation of a GenBank genome assembly. Lineage: Eukaryota; Metazoa; Arthropoda; Arachnida; Sarcoptiformes; Oppiidae.